AUGAAAAACCGCGGGAUCCGAAGGCGGUAAACGACAAGCUGCGAAACACUGUUAGCAGCAUCGCAGGCCUCCGCCAAAAGUUCUCCUCGAUUCUUCUUUCCCCAUCCGCUCCAGCUUCCGGACUGAUUUCUCGCUCUCCACUGGUUGUUGGUUCCCUAAGCCACCAAAUUCGCAUCAGUGCAGUUGUUUCGGUUCUAUCCUCCAGUCAACUACUGCGAAGCUUGGACAAUGGUGGAGCGCGAACGCCAGUAGCUUGUCAGCGUGUUUGGCUGCGUGCUUUCUGUAGGCUUCCAGCUAAAAUGCGCUCCAAGGAUAGGAUUUCAUACUUUUAUGAUGGGGACGUUGGAAGUGUUUACUUUGGUCCAAAUCAUCCAAUGAAACCACAUCGGCUCUGUAUGACUCACCAUCUCGUUCUCUCGUAUGAGCUUCAUAAGAAGAUGGAAAUUUAUCGUCCCCACAAAGCAUAUCCUGUGGAGCUUGCUCAGUUCCAUUCAGCUGAUUAUGUGGAAUUUCUGCACCGAAUAACUCCAGAUACUCAACACUUGUUUGCCAAUGAACUGUCUAAAUAUAAUCUUGGAGAGGAUUGCCCUGUCUUUGAGAACUUGUUUGAAUUCUGCCAAAUAUAUGCUGGUGGAACAAUAGAUGCUGCACGCAGAUUAAAUCAUCAACUAUGUGACAUUGCAAUAAAUUGGGCAGGUGGCUUACAUCAUGCUAAAAAGUGCGAGGCUUCUGGGUUUUGCUAUAUCAAUGACUUGGUUUUGGGGAUACUAGAACUUCUGAAGUAUCAUUCUCGUGUUUUAUAUAUUGACAUAGAUGUACAUCAUGGUGAUGGGGUAGAGGAAGCCUUUUAUUUCACUGACAGGGUGAUGACCGUUAGUUUUCACAAGUUUGGGGACUUGUUUUUUCCUGGAACUGGUGACGUUAAGGAAAUAGGAGAAAGAGAAGGCAAGUUUUAUGCCAUUAAUGUUCCACUGAAGGAUGGAAUAGAUGAUGGUAGCUUCACCAGACUUUUUAGGACUAUUAUCUCCAAGGUUGUUGAAAUGUAUCGACCAGGUGUCAUUGUUCUCCAGUGUGGAGCCGAUUCAUUGGCUGGUGAUCGCUUAGGCUGCUUCAAUCUCUCUAUUGAUGGUCAUGCUGAAUGUGUUAGAUUUGUCAAGAAAUUCAAUUUGCCAUUAUUGGUUACUGGAGGUGGAGGUUAUACCAAAGAGAAUGUAGCUAGAUGUUGGACUGUUGAAACGGGUGUUCUUCUGGAUACAGAGCUGCCUAAUGAAAUCCCAGAGAACGAGUAUAUCAAAUAUUUUUCUCCAGAUCAUUUGCUAAGAAUUCCAAAUGGGCAUAUGGAAAAUUUAAAUACGAAAUCUUACAUUAGCACGAUCAAAACACAAGUCUUGGAAAAUCUCCGUUUCAUCCAAUAUGCUCCAGGUGUACAAAUGCAAGAGGUUCCUCCCGACUUCUAUAUUCCUGACAUUGACGAAGAUGAGCAGAAUCCUGAUGAGCGCAUGAACCGGCACACCCAAGACAAGCAAAUCCAGCGUGAUGAUGAACAUUAUGAAGGCGAUAACGAUAACGAUCACGAUAUGGAUGAUGCGUGACGUUCAUCCUCGAUUUUUUUAAAAAAAGGUUAGAUGACUGACUUCAGUAGAACUAAAAACAUGUAAAUAGAUCGACCUGUCUAUUAUCUCUGUGGUGGUGCGUUUUUUUCCUCAUCUCUUCGCUUUUCCUCUUCUGGAAAGAGCCUUUUUUUGUUAUGGAUUUUUGUAGGUUUUUUUGGUUGCAAAGAAAACAGGGUAGAGAACAACAUUUUGGUCUUCCCCUUCGAAA
Molecule: messenger RNA, 1821 nt
Organism: Cucurbita pepo subsp. pepo (vegetable marrow)
Lineage: Eukaryota; Viridiplantae; Streptophyta; Magnoliopsida; Cucurbitales; Cucurbitaceae
Source: RefSeq, a predicted model, not a curated record